Dermacentor silvarum is the source of this 1330-nucleotide messenger RNA. RefSeq names its product L-sorbose 1-dehydrogenase. Bases 54 to 755 code for a protein of 233 amino acids. The transcript has 4 exons. Lineage: Eukaryota; Metazoa; Arthropoda; Arachnida; Ixodida; Ixodidae. Gene Ontology annotation, molecular function: oxidoreductase activity, acting on CH-OH group of donors; flavin adenine dinucleotide binding. The record is from RefSeq and is a predicted model, not a curated record.
AGCACCUCUAACACAUAUUGUAAAGUGCAGGUGCUCUCACACUACCUGCCGCUAUGGAGGCCGUUGGAUUCGUGAAUACAUCGUUUGCCCCCUACGACUACCCGGACAUCGAGGUCGUCUUGAACAGCGUUUCCGCUGCGAACAUUGAGGCUGAGCGCUUCUUGUUGGACUUGGGACUACGCCAGGAAAUAUAUGACGAAUUCUACAAGCCGUACCGUGGCCGUAACGCUUUUCAGCUGGCUCCUCUCCUCAACCGUCUCAAGAGCCGAGGUGUUAUAAAGCUGCGCAGCAGAGACUACCGUGAUCCUCCUAUCCUUGACCCUCGGUACUACUCGCACCCAGCUGACAUCGAAAUCGCUGCUGAAGCAAUGCUCCAGUGCAUUCGAAUCCUGCGCACUAAACCCUUCGCCGAUCUGGGCACAAAGCUUUGGGGCAUCCCAUUUCCGCCGUGCAAGAGUUACACCAUGUGGAGCAGGGAUUACCUGAAAUGCAUGGCGAGGCAUCUGUCGCAUACCGGGUGGCACCAGUGCUGCACCAAUCCGAUGGGAUCGGGUCCCAACGCCGUCGUCGAUCCCCGUCUGAGGGUUCGUGGAGGCGUGAGAGGACUGCGAGUGGUGGACGCGUCUGUCAUGCCCGACAUAGUGUCAGCAAAUCUUAAUGCAGCAGUGUACAUGAUCGCGGAAAAAGCUGCAGACAUCAUUCGCGAGGACAACUCAAAAGUCCAGCUCUUAAACACGUUCAGUACACCACCGUGAGCCUGGUGAAAACACACGGCGUCGAAGGUGGCGCUCAGAGCUGUUUGUCCAAUGUUCCCCCUCCCUCUCCCACUGUGCUACCUCAAGACAGUAACCUGAAUCUUUCAGGACUCCCACUUUUCGAAUGAUCGAACGAUUCCAAGGUUUCUCGAACGAAAAGCAUAGGGCAACCGAGUGGCUUGAUAUUUAGCAUAACUCUUUCGAAUACAAAAAAUAACGAAGCCAACCGGUAAUCCUACGCGAUACUUAGUGCUUGAAUCUAUGAUCUUAUUUUUGAAAUUAUGAGGCGUAAAUAUACGAUAAGCAUGAUCAACUCCCAGGUUUCUUAGUCGACUCACCCUGACAGCCCAGUUAUUUCUUUUACUUUCAUUUCUUUUACUUUCACUUGUUCUAUUUAAUGAUAUCAAGUAUUUCCUUAGUUUAGACCACAUCUUUAAUUAAAAAUACUGUUCAACAGUACCAAACAGGUAAUUUAUUUUUGCUUUUCUUGGCGUCAUAUUUAUCUUGUCUUGUUAUUUCUCCUGUGAUAACAGAUGUGCGACAACUCUUGGUAAAAACUGAUUGACCGCCACAAG